UUUGAGUCGAAUUUAGUUGAUCUGCUUUAUUUGUGUUAGUGCUAGAACUCGUUAGUUGUGUCAAUUCAGUCUUCAUUGUACUCUGACGAAAUUGCUCAGCUGCCAAUUAUCCAGAUAGCAGACAGUUCAUAUAUUUUGAAAUAUAUUUAAUUAAUAUGAAUUAAUAUUUUGAAAUAAAUUUAAAUUUGUUACAAUAUCAACCACAUAUAGCAAAAUUAAUUUCGUCUGUUGGGAAAACGAAUUUUAGUAUCACAGUUUUAAAUUUAAAUCCAUUAAAUUUUUAUUGCGCAGGGACUAUACUAGCAAGCUUUUGGCAAGUAGCUCAAAUUUUGUUGUAACACUCUCAUCUUUUUACUUACACAUACAAAUUUUUGGAAAUUUGAGAUUUGCUUGCCUAAAAAUUGUAAUAAAAAUAUUCAAGCAAUUUGACGUUUCUUCUAAUAUGAGCAGAGGCACGAAAGAUUUGAAAAUGACCAAGCAGGAGCGGCUUUUAAAAUUUAUUGACCUCUACAAAUCGCAUGAAGAGUUAUGGAACAUUGAUUGCAAAAAUUAUAGACGAGUAGACUGGAAGGAAACAGCAAUGGCUAUGAUUGGCGAUGAAGUAAACAUGACUGCAGAAAACGUCAAAAAAAGAAUUAAGUCAAUACGUACAACAUAUACAGCCGAAAAGAAAAAAAUUGAGAACAGCAUUAAAGCCGGAGCAGACGGAGAUGAUAUAUAUCAACCAUCUUUGUGGUGGUAUCCACAUAUGAGUUUUCUGGACGCCUCCAUAAACCGUCGGGCGAUCAUGAACAAAACAGAUUUACUUGACAAUUUGUCACCACCUUCAAAAAAAAAGAAAACCCGCGAAGACAAAAUGUCAACUUACGAAGAGGAUGAACCGAUCCAACUUGCAGUAACAAAACUACAGGAAAAUGCUACUGAUAACGAUCCUCUUGCUAAAUCAUGGGCCAUGCAAUAUAACGAAAUGAACAGCCGACAAAAAACGCUUGCACGUAAAAUUAUUUCAGAUGUGCUAUUCCAUGGCUGUAUGGGAAAUUUGGAAAUGUCUCAUGCUAUGAAAAUUCAAUCCAUAUUUUUACAACCGGCAGUAAGACCAAAUAUGGAAGAAACGACAGAUUCAUUUGAAGUAACCUAUUUAACUGACAUGAAAUCACCGAUAGACUAUUGAAUUUACCAAAAAAUAAUAAUAAUUUGUAUUUAUUAAGCAUUAUAAUUUGGUAAGAAUGUAAAUAUUACCUGUAUAAGUUGUGUUAAUGUACAUAUGUAUGUGUUUUUCUUAAAUAUUGUUUAUUUAAAAUAAAAUAAUGCGGUUAAUUUAUUUUUGAAUAUAAGUCGGAAUAAGAUUAUUAUCGAAGCAGGAACAGUUUUUUUUUGUAAUAGAGACAAUCAUGUAUAUAUGUAUAUAUCAUGUAUAUAGUUCAUAAGCGUGCACGGCACUUGAUCGAUCACCUGGACAAAUUAAUAAUGGAAAUAGAAAAUAACGAAAUAAAACUGUCCGCUCCUGAAAUCAAGUAAAGUGUAUUGAGUUGUUGAUAUUUUUCCUAAUCGUCUAACUAAAACUAAUGUUCUAUACAACUUUUUUGUGUAAACAAUCACAGAAAAUAAUUUAAAACUUGUUGGAACAUAGUUGAUAACAUUUUUAUAAUUUUUAUAGUCACAUAUCUUAUAUUACACAAAUUUGUUUACAAUUACUGAUAAAGUUUAAUAUACAAUUUAAGUUAAUAUAAUUUAACUAGUAAUAAAGAGAAAUGUCUCCACAAUUUAAUUUGAAUAUAUAAUUCUUAUUGAUAAAUAAAUGAUAAGGAUGUAAGAAAUGGAGCAGAAUUAAUUCGGCCUUAUCUCAUGUUUUAUAAUUGCAUAAUAUAUACUGUGAUCUUUUUUUUUUUUU
Molecule: messenger RNA, 1891 nt
Organism: Teleopsis dalmanni
Lineage: Eukaryota; Metazoa; Arthropoda; Insecta; Diptera; Diopsidae
Source: RefSeq, a predicted model, not a curated record